ACACCACCGACCGUCUGUUGUUUAGACGAAAGCAAGCCAACAUGUCGGAGUACAAAUCUGUCCAGAAAGGGUCUUUAAACCUGAAAGGUGUUUCUUUAGCAAGUAAAAAGAAAAAGAAGAAGGACAAGGAAAGGAAACGUUUAGAGGAGCAGGCUAUGACCUUAGAGGAGCAGGCUAUGACCAGUCAAAAUGAAAACGGAACUAAGAAAGUUUAUGUUGACAAAAGGACGCCAGCACAGAUGUCAUUCGACAAAAUACAAGAAAAAAGGCAAAUGGAAAGAAUUUUGAAGAAGGCCUCCAAAACACACAAGAGAAGAGUUGAGGAUUUCAACCGACACCUGGACUCACUGACAGAGCAUUAUGACAUUCCCAAAGUCAGCUGGACUAAAUAAAUGUCAAUGGCUUUUCAGCUGGAUGCUUUUAGAGCAAAAACACCUGCUUUAAUGCUAAUUUUCUAACAAUGAGUAUUGAAAAAAAAUUCCAGAGUGAUUUUAACAUGUAGCUGUUAUACUCUGUGAUAGAUUUUUCUUUUUAAUUUCAAUUUUCAGACCACUGUAUGUUCAAAAGUUUAAUUUUCCUGCAAUUGCUCAGUAAGGUCACUUGUCUGCCUGCAGUGAUCAUUAACUUUUGGUUAAACUAUU
This is a messenger RNA of Rhinichthys klamathensis goyatoka, 641 nucleotides long. RefSeq names its product family with sequence similarity 32 member A (gene fam32a). NCBI's taxonomy places the organism in Eukaryota, Metazoa, Chordata, Actinopteri, Cypriniformes, Leuciscidae. Gene Ontology annotation, cellular component: nucleolus. Bases 42 to 392 code for a protein of 116 amino acids. The record is from RefSeq and is a predicted model, not a curated record. The transcript has 4 exons.